Messenger RNA from Bombus impatiens (common eastern bumble bee), 2564 nucleotides. RefSeq lists its product as uncharacterized. Bases 1030 to 2256 code for a protein of 408 amino acids. Lineage: Eukaryota; Metazoa; Arthropoda; Insecta; Hymenoptera; Apidae. The transcript has 8 exons. The record is from RefSeq and is a predicted model, not a curated record.
AUUUAAAAGAUAUUUAUUAUUUGACAUAAAUGCGAACCAAGUAACGAUUUGUAUUACACAAAGUAUUACUUUUAUCUUCAAUCAUACUUGUAUUUAUACUUGUACUUAUGCAAACACACAAUGGAGAACACGAAGCAAUUCAGUGCAAAUAUUUUUACCAUUGACAUAACAACUUGUACAAUGAUUCCAACGAAUAAACUAUAUAACAUUGAUUACUUUUAGAAUACACAGAUGAAUUACUUUUAGUUACGUUCAGUCAUUGUAUAAUAUACGUGUACGUGUACACGAUGGACCGUUUCAUUUAUUUUAUCAUAUAAAUAAUAUCGCGAAGAUCAGUAUCCUUAUCGUCACAAUUUUAUCAUUUCACAAUGAUUUCCAUCCCUAGAAAAUCAGUUCACUCAAGCCUAUUUUUAGUCUUUCAAACAUACAUUUCUGCUGACAACCCUAGUGGGGGUGAGUUACCCUUAGUGGGGGAUCGAAUCUAGAGGGGGAAGCCAGCCGUCAGGGCAACGCAUGCCUUCUGAUUCUGAUAUUUCAGUAGGCCGCGCGAGCUUAUGCCGUGAAUAUGUUGUUGUAAAGUGGUUGUUCGUCUUUCUUUCUCUUUCCCUUUUUGUAUCAUCCGGUCUGUUUUCUUUUUUCUUAUAAUAUUCCUGUGCGUGAUUUUCUGUCCAUGAUUGUGCGAUAUAUUUGUUGCGAAUAUAUAUUGUCGAUACGAAUGUGUGUUCCAAGGUCAAUUUGCGAAAGCUUUCUACGCCGCGAUAAAACAAGGUAUUGAUUCCACACGGUGUACAUCUGUUUGGUUAAAUAUAAAAGUAACGCAGAGGAAAAAGUCGGCUAAUGUCUGUUGCGAAGAAAAUUCUUGGAGAACGUUCAACUUUGAAUCGUGGGAUUCCUGUCGGGCGUAUGGUUGAUCGAUCGCGCUCUUAAAUUCGUAGGCUAUUCUACGUAUAAAGUCACGGAGGCCUCGACGAGCAAAGAAAAUAUUUAAUAAGAAUCGAGAGUCGUACGUGUGUAUGUGUGUGUGCAGAUAUGGGGAGUGUCGUAGGCAGCAACGUGAACGCGAGCAACGCGACGACGAGGAGGAUGGACUCGACGACGUUCCUGCCGGAAGCGACGUCGACCCUCAGCGAGCGGGAGCAACUGAAAAUCGAAUUUUACAAAACUUACGACGUUAUGACCGGGGUCAGAAUCGCAGCGACUCUCGGUGGUUUUUUCGGUCUUAUGAUCCUUCUGCUUGUUUAUAAAAGCAGGUGUAAAUCGAGCAAGCAGUUGGAGGAUCCAAGACUGACCGCAGCUGCAGCCGCAGCGGUAGCCGAAGCAGAAGCCGAAGAAAGAGCCCUCGCAGCCGCUCUCGAAGCCAUUUCCAGAUUACCACCUAGACCGGAUCACGGCCCUAGAAGAUCUCUUUGUGUCGAGGUGUCGCAAUCUCAUUUGCCAAAAAUCGGGCCGCGUUUUGCGUCGGUUGGCGGUGGCUACGAGGCUCUGUUGACACCACCAACGAAGCAGCCGAAUUUGCCGCUUCCCGAGGAACAAAGAAGAUGCAGUUCGGUGACGUGUAGCAGCACCGGGAGUAGUUACCUCGAGAGAAGGGGGUCCGCGAUGCCGGUACCAUGUUUGCCGCUUCACCCUACGCUUUCCACGAAAUACGCUGCCCACGACGAACCCUGGGAUCUCUAUUAUCCCAUCGACAUUCAGGUAAUUCAACCGACCCCGGAGCUUUCCCCGUGCACGAGCGAAGCAGGUCUUUACGCGAACGAGGCGAUGAUCACGGCGACUAGCGGCAAAAGAGCACCGUUGGCUUCCAUGGGCAGUGUCGAUCCUCCGGAACCAGACUCAAGCUUGAAUAAUUCGAGGUCGCUCGGUUCCGACUCGGUCUUCCUAAGAGACGACGAGCAAGAAGAGUGUCUCGACACGGAGGAUGAAGUAUCUGGGUUCUCGACCGACUCCGAAGCACCCGGGCCAAGUUGUCGACGGUUUCUUCGGGUACCCUCGAAAAAGAAGAAAACGGUCGAGAAAUGGGAUGGUUGCUCCGGAUGUGUCCCUAGACGGCGGCCUGAAGGCAAACCUUGUCAAGCUUGUCGUAGUAUUAGCGCAGCCGUUGAAACUUCUAGGUCUCAGGCCGUCUCUACGAGCACCAGCAGCCAAAGUAGCCCCGGUUCUCCGCCGUGUUCUCCAGCCAUCGAGCUCAGGCAUAGACCACCGCCGGCGCCGUUACCAACCAGUCCACCGGCCUGGUCGCAAGAAACUCUCUUUUAGUUCUCUAAAGAUUCGCCAGAACGUUUUCGCAAACGGUCAGUAAUCGCACAAAGGUAUCCCUUCGGUGGGAAAUAGAGGAUGAAGAAAACGAAGAACGGACGGUGACUUCCGAUCGAGUGACUUCGUUCGAGUUGGAAUUCUUCGUUGGAAUCGGUCGAAUGGAACUAGAAAAGGGGUUAUUUAAACAGAUAGAGAAAACGGCGUAUCGUUGUACGACGAAAUAUCUAGGAAGAAUCUAAGACUCGAAGGGAAUGGACGUAUAGAAGUAGGAAAAGCAAGAACACGAACGGACCAUGUUCGAGGGGAAA